Molecule: messenger RNA, 1780 nt
Organism: Ochotona curzoniae (black-lipped pika)
Lineage: Eukaryota; Metazoa; Chordata; Mammalia; Lagomorpha; Ochotonidae
Gene: XBP1
Product: X-box binding protein 1
Cellular component (GO): nucleus
Molecular function (GO): DNA-binding transcription factor activity, RNA polymerase II-specific; RNA polymerase II transcription regulatory region sequence-specific DNA binding
Source: RefSeq, a predicted model, not a curated record
AGACUGACCAAGGGCCAUGGUGGUGGUGGCAGCCGCACCGAGUCCGGCCGCCGGGGCUCCUAAAGUACUGCUUCUACCGGGUCAGCCCGCCGCCGCUGCCGCCGCCGCCGCGGGAGCCCCGGCCGGCCGGGCCCUGCCGCUCAUGCUACCCGGUCAGAGAGGGGCCAGUCCGGAGGCGGCCGGUGAGGGGCCGCCUCAAGCGCGCAAGCGACAGCGCCUCACACACCUGAGCCCUGAGGAGAAGGCGCUGAGGAGGAAACUGAAAAACAGAGUAGCAGCUCAGACUGCCAGAGACCGGAAGAAAGCUCGGAUGAGUGAGCUGGAACAGCAAGUCGUGGAUUUGGAAGAAGAGAACCAAAAGCUUCUGCUAGAAAACCAGCUUUUACGAGAGAAAACGAAUGGCCUUGUCAUUGAGAACCAAGAGUUACGGCAACGCUUGGGGAUGGAUGCCCUGGGUACUGAAGAGGAGGCGGAGGCCAAGGGGAAUGGAGUGAGGCCAGUGGCCGGGUCUGCUGAGCGCAGCACUCAGACUACGUGCACCUCUGCAGCAGGUGCAGGCCCAGUUGUCACCCCUCCACAUCAUCUCCCCGUGGAUCUUGACAGCGUGGACUCUUCAGACUCUGAGUCUGAUAUCCUGUUGGGCAUUCUGGACAACUUGGACCCAGUCAUGUUCCUCAAGUGUCCUUCUCCAGAAUCGGCAUCUCCCAGUCUGGAGGAAGUCCCACAAAUCUACCCAGAAGAACCCAGUUCCUUACCAGCCUCCCUUCCUCUGUCAGUGGGGACGUCAUCAGCUAAGCUGGAAGCCAUUAAUGAACUAAUUCGUUUUGACCACGUCUAUACCAAGCCUCUGGUCUUAGAGAUACCCUCGGAGACAGAGAGCCAACCUAAUGUGGUAGUGAAAAUCGAGGAAGCACCUGUCAGCCCCUCAGAGAACGAUCCCUCUGAGUUCAUUGUCUCUGUAAAGGAAGAACCUAGAGAAGAUGACUUCAUUCCAGAGCUGGGCAUCUCCAAUCUGCUUUCGUCCAGCCACUGCCUGAAGCCAUCCUCCUGCCUGUUGGAUGCCUAUAGUGACUGUGGAUACGAGGGCCUCCCUUCCCCGUUCAGCACCGUGUCCUCUCCCCUCGGUGUAAACCACUCUUGGGAGGACACCUUUGCCAAUGAACUCUUUCCCCAGCUGAUCAGUGUCUAAGAAGUGAUCCAGUACUGUUGUCCCUGUCCCUUGACUAUCCCACUGCCUGGAGUAGAGCAAACAAACUAGUGUCUGUGCUUCAUUUAAAAAGCCGAAGUAGAGGCUGCAGAACUUCCCCGAAUGCAUUUGUUCAGUUCUCAUAGACGAGCCCAAGAAUUGUCUCUUCACAUCCAGCAGUCCAAGGGCCUCAGGAACAGGUUCUGAGCUAUAGAUUUGGAGGUUUUAUUUCAGGGGCAGUGGCUUGGCCUUCAGUACUUCUGUCAGUCUCCCUAACGGACUUCCCAGAUCCACUGGGAAGUGGGAAUGUCUGAAAAUGGACUUUGAACUUAGGAUUGGCCCGUGUCGUAUCUCUCCCCGCCUCCUUCUCAGCAUCCCAGGCUUGCCUCCGAUUUUAGGCCCUUUAGUUUGCUUCUGCAAGCAGAGAUCACCUGCCUGAGGGGGCUUCAAGUAAAGAUCAAGAAUCUUUUGUAAAAUUACUGAAAUUUACUAUGUAAAUGCUUUAUGAAAUCUUUCCCUGCUAGUAUAGCUUCUGGAAGGUGCUUUUUCCAUUUAUUUAAAACUACCCAUGCAAUUAAAAAGUGCAGUGCAGCA